Molecule: messenger RNA, 3086 nt
Organism: Rubroshorea leprosula
Lineage: Eukaryota; Viridiplantae; Streptophyta; Magnoliopsida; Malvales; Dipterocarpaceae
Source: the annotation of a GenBank genome assembly
GACAAAAUAUUAUCCAGAAGCAAAAAAAUGAAGAUUAUUCCUAAAAAACACUUGUUCCAUUUUUCCUGCCUUCUCGUUUUCUGCAGGCUGCUCUUGGCGGAGGCGGCAUUGGCUCAAAACACGACGGCUACCGCCACCAUUCCAGUAAACGUGGGUGUGGUUCUUGACAUGGAUAUGUGGGUUGGGAAGCUGGGGCUGACUUGCAUCAACAUGGCCCUGCAAGACUUUUAUUCCUACCACAGUAACUACACAACCAGAUUGGUUUUAAACAUAAGGGAUUCCAAGGGAGAUGUUGUUGGGGCAGCUGCCGCCGGUCUAGACUUGAUUAAGAAUAAACAAGUGCAAGCAAUCAUAGGAACAGAAAAUUCAGCGCAAGCAAACUUCGUAAUAGAUCUUGGAAACAAGGCACAGGUACCCAUUAUAUCCUUCUCCGCAACAAGUCCUUCCCUUACCUCCAUUCGGAGCCCAUACUUUUUUCGAGCAACUCAAAACGCCUCUUCUCAAGUCAAAGCUAUUAGUGCUGUUAUCGAUGCCUUCGGCUGGAGAGAAGUUGUCCUUAUAUAUGUAGAUAAUGAGUUUGGAGAAGGGGUUAUACCUUACUUAACUGACGCUUUGGAAGAGGUUAAUACUCGGGUUCCUUAUCGGAGCGUUAUCUCACAAAAGGCCACUGAUGAGGAGAUCGAAGAAGAAUUGAAUAAGUUAAUGACGAUGCAGACUAGAGUUUUCAUUGUUCAUAUGACUCCAGAACUUGGGUCUCAUGUUUUCGACAAAGCAAACGAGAGAGGAAUGAUGGGUGAAGGGUAUGUCUGGAUAAUAACCACUGGGAUGACUAAUGUUUGGAGUCUAGUGAAUCGUUUAGACAUGGAUUCCAUGCAGGGUGUUUUGGGUGUGAGGACUUACAUUCCGAAAUCAAAAGCGUUAGAUAGUUUUCAGCUUAGAUGGAAAAGGAAGUUCUUGCAGGAUAAUCCUAGUUAUGUUAAUGCUGACUUAGAUAUUUUUGGAUUAUGGGCUUAUGAUGCUACAUUUGCACUAGCCAUGGCGGUUGAGAAACUUGGCACUACAAAUUUCAACUUCGAUGUGUCAAAUGCAAAUGCGAGAACUGAUCUUGAAUCUUUUGGGGUUUCUCAAAAUGGUCCAAAACUCAUCCAACUUUUAUCAAGUACAAGAUUUAGGGGCCUAAGUGGAGAAUUUGGUUUCAUAAAUGGUCAACUUGACUCCUCCGUUUUCCAGAUUAUUAAUGUAAACGGAAAUGGUGAAAGGGGGGUUGGGUUCUGGACACCGAAGUAUGGAGUGGUUAAGAAAUUGGAUUUUAGAAAUGUAACGGGGUAUUCCACUUCCAAGUCAAAUCUUGGAACAAUCAUAUGGCCGGGUGAUUCCCAGGUCGAUCCCAAAGGCUUGGGGAUUCCGAUGUAUAGAAAAAGGUUGAAGAUUGCAGUUCCGCCGAAGAAUGGAUUCCGUGAAUUCGUCAGUGUACCAGCUGGUACGAUCCCUAAUUCAACAGUCACCCCCACCGGUUAUUGCAUAGAUGUCUUCAAUGCUGUCAUGAAGGCAAUGCCAUACAAAGUCUCCUAUGAUUUCUAUGCAUUUGAAAAGCCCGACUGUGAGAUGGCCGGUGAUUACAACGAUCUGAUCGAUCAAGUCUUCUAUGGGAACUACGACGCGGUAGUUGGAGACGUUUCUAUUGUGGCAAACAGGUCAUCUUACGUUGACUUCACGUUACCAUUCACCGAGUCUGGAGUGGUGAUGGUGGUGCCUAUUAGAACAGACCUGAACAAGAAUGCAUGGGUGUUCUUGAAGCCUUUGACAUUGGACCUCUGGGUCACUAGCGGUUGCUUCUUCGUCUUCAUCGGAUUCGUCAUCUGGGUUCUUGAACAUAGAGUCAAUGAAAAUUUUCGCGGACCGCUUUUAUAUCACAUUGGAACCAGCUACUGGUUCUCCUUCGCCACGAUUACUUUCUCACAACGGGAGAGGUUAGUGAGCAAUCUAGCAAGGUUUGUGGUGGUGAUAUGGUGCUUUGUGGUCCUCAUUCUCGUGCAAAGUUACACGGCCAGCUUAGCUUCUCUUUUGACAGUUCAACAGUUGCAGCCAACGGUGACCGAUGUAAAUGAGCUGUUGAGGAAAAAGGAGAAUGUUGGGUACCACGAUGGCUCCUUCGUCCAAGGAAUCAUUCAGAGGCUGGGAUUCGAUUUGUCCAAGAUGAAGAACUUUAAUUCAACUGAUGAUCUCAAUGAACUUUUCACUAAGGGAAGUGCCAACAACGGUAUUGCAGCUGCUUUUGAUGAAAUUCCCUACAUGAAGCUGUUUCUUGCAAAAUAUGGCAAUUACACCAUCGUGAAAUCAAUUUCUAAGAUUGAUGGCUUUGGAUUUGUCUUUCCAAAAGGUUCUCCUCUUGUAGCAGAUGUUUCGACGGCAGUCUUAACUGUCAUAGAAGGUGAUAGAAUGAUGCAAAUUGAGGAGGCAUGGUCCAUAAAACAAACCAAUUGUUCUGAUUCAAGAACCUCGGUUUCUUCUAGGAGUCUGGGUCUUGGAAGCUUUUGGGGCCUUUUCCUUAUGGUCGGGGUUGCUGCAAUAUUAGCUCUUAUCAUCUUUGUCUCUGAGUUUCUGUACGAGCAUAAGGAUGUCUUGCGCAACACUGAAAUUUCAGUCUGGGAUAGAAUCCUUGAAAUGUUAAAAAUCUUUGAUGAUAGAGACCCGAACGCACAUACCUUCAAGGAGACUGAAAUAAGAGAGGGAGGCCACUAUGAUGGCGUUCGAAUUAGAGGUGCUAAAGUCCCUGUUGAAGAACCUGCUGAAGUCCCCGCUGAAGUCCCUGUUGAGGCCGCUGCUGAGGCCCCUGCUGAAGCCCCUGAUGAUAUAAACGGCACAGCAUCCCCAGAAACAGAAAUUCAUCAUGCUAACACAAACAACUCAUGAAAAAGUAGUUCACAGAUAUUCCCCUUGCUCUAUACUUGUCCAGUGAUAUAGAUAAAGGAUACUAAGCCAAAUAGAAUGUAGCUCCCUGUAAUUUUUAUGUUAACAGUGGCCUAUAGCAGUAACCACAACGUUUAUAACAAUAUUUCAUAGUACAUUAAAAUUUUACGAGUACA